Molecule: messenger RNA, 1077 nt
Organism: Podospora pseudocomata
Lineage: Eukaryota; Fungi; Ascomycota; Sordariomycetes; Sordariales; Podosporaceae
Exons: 1
Coding region: 1-1077 (358 amino acids)
Molecular function (GO): oxidoreductase activity, acting on the CH-CH group of donors, NAD or NADP as acceptor
Source: RefSeq, a predicted model, not a curated record
AUGUCCGACAAAGUCCAAAACAAAACCCUCCUCUUCAAAAAGGUCCCCACCAACGCCCCCAUCCCAGGGGAGCACCUCGCCGUCGAACCCGUCCCCUUCGACCUCAAACCCCCCAAAGGAGGCCUCACCGUCGCCGUCCUCUCCGCCUCCUACGACCCCUACCUCCGCGGAAAGAUGCGCGACCCCUCCAUCAAGUCAUACUCCCCGCCCUUCCUAGUUGGCGAGCCCAUCACCAACGACACCGUCUCCAAAGUGAUCCGCUCUGAUACCCCUGACUUUGCCGAGGGGGAUCUGAUCGUUGCUUACCUCCCCCUGGCGGAAUACGCCCACUUGAGCGCUGACCAGCUGAAAAACGGAACGAUCAGGCGCAGGGUUGAUAUCAAGAACUCCAAGAUUGGGAAGGACCUGGGGUUGUUUUUGGGACCGUUGGGGAUGCCGGGGUUGACAGCUUGGAGUUCGUAUCAUGAGAUUGGGCAGCCGAAGAAGGGGGAGACGAUUUUCAUCAGUUCGGCUGCGGGCGCGGUUGGGCAGGUUGUUGGGCAGGUUGCUAAGCGGGAGGGACUCAGGGUUAUUGGAUCGGUUGGUGCAGAUGAGAAACUCGAUUUUAUCCUCAACGAGCUUGGGUUUGAUGGGGGGUUCAACUACAAGACUGAAAACCCGUUUGAUGCCCUCAAGCGGCUCGCGCCGGAUGGGGUGGAUAUCUACUUUGAGAAUGUCGGUGGGGAGCAGCUCGAGGCUGCGAUUGAGGCGAUGAACCAGCAUGGAAGGAUUAUUGCUUGCGGGAUGAUUAGCCAGUACAGUGUUCCUGACGAACAAAAGUAUGGGGUCAAGAAUCUGUUCAAGGUGGUGAGCAAAAGGAUCACGAUGAGGGGCUUUAUUGUUUAUGACAAGGGGUUUGCGGAUAAGUAUGGGGAGGAGCACCAGAGGAAGAUGCAGGAGUGGUUGGCUGAGGGGAGCUACAAGGCUAAGCUGAGUGUUACUGAGGGGAUUGACAAUGCGGCCGAGGGGUUAGUGGGCAUGUUGGAGGGGAAGAACUUUGGGAAGGCGGUGUUGAAGAUUAGGGAUUUGGAGGAGUAA